AUGUCUGCCACAUCAUUAGCACCACCUUUUCCCGCGGAAACUGUUAUCAGCUGUGUUAAUUUUCAAGAAACCAUUCAUGAUACACCUCAUUUCCGUGCAAACAUUCGAAGAUUUGAAGAACAUGUAGAUCAUUUUGAAAAAUGGUUAGAUGGAUUUUGGAAAGCUUUAAAACAAUACAUUGAAGAGAUUAACAAAUUCAACGAUGCAAGUAACAAUUUGGCAAAGCGUUCUUCUCCUACUGAAGAUUCAUUGCUAGAUAGCGAAUUUACCUUACCAACUGUGAGACUGUUUACAGAUAUAUUUCAAACCACCUUUGCAUUUAAAGCAAAAUUGGCUAAUGAUAUUGAUGAAAAGCUUUUACAACCGAUAAAUCAAUUUAUAAAAAAUGAUUUAAAGGAAUUCAAGGAAGUUCGCCGAGCUUAUGAUAAAGCACUUGAAAAAUAUGAUAGCAUAAUAGCAAAAUAUGCAUCUCAAUCAAAGACCAAGGAAGCAAGUGCAUUGCGAGAGGAGGCGAUAAAUAUGACUAAACCACGUCGUAAAUUAACAAAAUACACUGAUCAUGUAACCCCCAUAACAAUACAUAAUACACAAAAUUCAUCACAAUCCAAUCGUCCCCCUUCUCCAGCUGUAAGUCUCUCCGAUGUACCUCCAAAGCAAGGUUAUCUUUUCAUGAAGCCUCUUGGUGGAAAAGGUACUUGGACGAAAAAGUAUUUUUAUUUGAAAAAUGGAAUUUUUUGGUGGGCUUCUGUUGGAUCUGGAAAAAAUCGUUCCACAGUCGAGGAGAGUGAAAAAAUUGGUGUUUUACUUUGUGAAGUAAAGUUAGAUACAUCACAAGAUCGAAGAUUCUGCUUUGAAGUUGUUUGUGGUGCUAAACACUAUGUUCUUCAAGCUGAAACCGAAACUGAACUUAAAGAUUGGGUCACUACUUUUGAAUCUGCGAAGCGUCAUGCUUUCCGCUCAACAAAAGACAUUGCAACAUCCGCCGUUGCAGCUGUAAGUCCACAUAAAGAGUCAGAAGAUGAACAAAAUCAACCUACUACUGAUGAAGAACAACGCAAUGAUGAUGCUGCAUUAAAAUCUAAUGAAGGUUCCCAACCUGAUGUAUUAGAUACAAAAUCUUCCAAUCCUCCCGCAACAUUAUCUUCUACUUCCAGUGACUUAAAACAAAGUUCUUUAAACGUCCCAAAUACAGCAAAUAGAAAACGAUCAUCAUCCAUACCUAAUCCUCAAAGGCCACAAUUACUUCCUACUUAUACUACUUAUGGUGGUCCAUCCAAGCUACAUGGUUCUAGUUUACAUCUCAAUAACACUGGAAAUUUAGUUGUCCCGUUAGCAUCACAAGGUGUUGUCAAUGAAAGAAAUGCAUCAAGUGCUGGUCAACAAAAUUUCUGGGGAACUUUACAAAUGGGCUUUAUGCCCGCAAUGAAUUUGCUUAUAAAUACAGUUAAUUCAACGGAAGGUGAUGAGGAAGCUGGAGAUGAGACAAGCGGACGAAAGAGAUCAUCAUCUUUUAGAAGCAAAGGUGGUAGAUCUCGUAGUGGAAGUGGGCCUGUUGGAUAUGGUGCUGAUGGGUAA
This is a messenger RNA of Racocetra fulgida, 1575 nucleotides long. The record is from the annotation of a GenBank genome assembly. Lineage: Eukaryota; Fungi; Glomeromycota; Glomeromycetes; Diversisporales; Gigasporaceae.